Molecule: messenger RNA, 624 nt
Organism: Zootermopsis nevadensis
Lineage: Eukaryota; Metazoa; Arthropoda; Insecta; Blattodea; Termopsidae
Product: prohormone-1
Source: RefSeq, a predicted model, not a curated record
GAGAGGGGAAGUCGGCGUGUUUUAUAAAGAGGGGACACACACGGAGUGAAAUCCUCUUCAGUGACCUAGAAGGUACGCAACCCGACCGACAUCUCUACGGUCUGAAGCUCGCAGCAUCUCCAACAGUCACGUGUCUAAGCAUCAGUGUUCAAGAUGUCCACCGCCACAGCCACAAAGCUGAUGUUCGCGAUGCUACUCGCCAUGAUGACCCUCAGCUGUGCCGUGGGCAAGACGUUGGAUCAGCCAGGCGAAAAGGACCGCCUCAUCAGUGAAUUGGAUCUGGUGGACGAUGACGGCUCCAUUGAGACUGCCCUCAUCAACUACCUGUUCGCUAAGCAAGUGGUUAAUCGCCUCCGAAGCCAGAUGGACGUGUCCGACCUGCAGAGGAAACGCAGUUACUGGAAGCAGUGCGCAUUCAACGCUGUCAGUUGUUUCGGAAAGUAAACAGUUGCGCAUCAGACGCACAACUAACUCCAUCCAGUUUAUUUUCUUCCUUAGCAAGGCAAAAACAAUCUCUACGUCACUUCAUUAAGCUCAGAUUAGAAUUUUACUGUCUAAUCCUUUAUCGUAAAUCGUUACCCUUCCUUGGUGUCCUAACCUAACCUAACUUAACCUAACCUAACC